Molecule: messenger RNA, 291 nt
Organism: Knipowitschia caucasica
Lineage: Eukaryota; Metazoa; Chordata; Actinopteri; Gobiiformes; Gobiidae
Source: the annotation of a GenBank genome assembly
AUGGGGGUGGGGGGGUUUAGUGUUUUGGGGGUUGUGGGUUGGGGAGUAGAUGAGGUGGUUGGGUUUGGGGGAUUGGGGGGGUUUUUUGUGUUUGGUGGUUUGUGUGGAAUGGUGUUGGAUAAAUGGUUUGGUUGGUUGGUGGGGAUAUUAUGGGGUUUUGUGAUGAUUGUGGGGUGGGUUUUGUUUGUGUUGGUUGUGUUGUGUAUGGGGGUAGUUUUGUUUUGUGUGGUUGGGUGUUUGUGGUUUUGUUGGGGUUUUGGGUUGGAGGUUAGUUGGGGUUUGGUUGGGUAG